Ricinus communis (castor bean) is the source of this 1137-nucleotide messenger RNA. RefSeq names its product putative expansin-A17. The record is from RefSeq and is a predicted model, not a curated record. NCBI's taxonomy places the organism in Eukaryota, Viridiplantae, Streptophyta, Magnoliopsida, Malpighiales, Euphorbiaceae. Gene Ontology annotation, biological process: plant-type cell wall organization. The transcript is spliced from 3 exons. Gene Ontology annotation, cellular component: extracellular region. Bases 43 to 810 code for a protein of 255 amino acids.
AAUAAAAAAGAAACACAUAAUUAAUUUUUCAGAAGACAGAAAAUGGCGACUCCUUGCGUCUUUAGCAGCUUCAUACUUUUGUUAGGGCUGCUUUUUGCAAAACCAUACGUAGCAUCAGCGGCCUGGCUACGAGCCCAUGCAACUUUCUACGGUGGAGGUGACGCUUCUGGUACAAUGGGUGGUGCCUGUGGAUAUGGUAAUCUUUAUACCGAUGGUUAUGGAACCAAAACUGCUGCACUGAGCACUGCUUUGUUCAAUGAUGGAAAGUCAUGUGGUGGUUGCUAUCAAAUUAUCUGCGAUGCCACUAAAGUCCCUCAAUGGUGCCUUAGGGGAACUUCUAUUACUAUUACUGCUACGAAUUUCUGUCCACCAAAUUAUAAUCUUCCUAAUGAUAAUGGAGGAUGGUGCAACCCCCCACGACCUCACUUUGACAUGUCUCAACCCGCCUUUCAGACUAUUGCCAAGUACAGGGCCGGAAUCGUACCUGUCAUUUAUAGGAAAGUGAGAUGCAAGAGAAGUGGGGGCAUAAGAUUUACCAUCAAUGGCAAGAACUAUUUUGAGCUAGUGCUUAUAUCAAAUGUAGGAGGAGCUGGAGAGAUUUCCAAGGUUUGGAUCAAAGGGUCAAAAUCCAAUAAAUGGGAAUCCAUGUCACGGAAUUGGGGUGCCAAUUGGCAAAGCUUAAGAUAUCUCAAUGGCCAGAGCUUGUCUUUUAGAGUCCAAGCUAGCGAUGGGAGGACCCUGACAGCUCCUAAUGUUGCACCUUCCAAUUGGGUUUUCGGCCAAUCUUUCAAAAGCAACCUCCAAUUUUAGAAAUCACAGACGUCAAGAUGUUUCCUCAUUGGUUGUGCUUAUAGUAUACUAUUUUCUUCUUCAACUUGCCCUUGAUUUUGUCUAGCUGUAUUGCUCUUACCGGUCAAAUUCUAUGUAAUCAGCUUGGUUGUGGCUUAGCAGUGAGCCGUGAAGCCCACCAAGUAAUGGCAUAUAUAUUAUAUAAUAUUACUCGGUGAAUAUAAACAAUCUUACAUCUUUUUUAUCUACUGCACAAAUAAGCUCCUGAACUGAACUAUAAGUCAGAAUGCAUGUAUUAUCCUAACGUUCACUUUUGUUUAUAUAUACUUUUAAAAUUUUAAAAAAUUA